Molecule: messenger RNA, 2039 nt
Organism: Lotus japonicus
Lineage: Eukaryota; Viridiplantae; Streptophyta; Magnoliopsida; Fabales; Fabaceae
Product: pre-mRNA-splicing factor SLU7-like
Exons: 8
Coding region: 397-1761 (454 amino acids)
Biological process (GO): mRNA splicing, via spliceosome
Cellular component (GO): spliceosomal complex
Molecular function (GO): pre-mRNA 3'-splice site binding
Source: RefSeq, a predicted model, not a curated record
AUUAUAAAUUCUUAUACGAGAAAUCAUUUUAUUUUUUCUUGAGGUUUACAUUGAUGAAUUAAAGCCGACUUAGUUACUCAUAAGUCAUAUUGUCAUAACCAUAGACUUGUUGUUUAGGUGUCUUGUGCAAAUUAAAAUAACAGAUGUAUAGCCUCAUUUGUUAUUGCCAAACAUCCUGCUGUGCUAUUUAGUUUAGCUCUCUCUUAUGCAAAGUCAAUCAAAUUCUUUCCUGGACUCGUUUCUUCCGACUCAAAUGUGCUUAUGAAGAUGGAUGUGUGAUAGAACUGGACGAAUUUAAGGUAAAGAUGCACUUUCUAUUGGUAGCAUGAUAUGAAUACAGGAUAUCCUUCUCCAGCUAUCUGAGAAAGCUGAGCUCUCCCUCCCAAUUUUCACUCAAUGACCCAAAAUUCAUCUCCAUUAUUUGCCUCCUGCUGUGGUGCAAUGACACAUAAUACAAAAUCAUGCGUGGAGAGGCCUCGGAAGCUUGGAGCAAAAUGGACCAACAUGCAUAUCGCUCCUGAUGAAAAGAUAGAAACAUUUGAACUUGAUUAUGAUGGCAAGAGAGAUCGAUGGAAUGGUUAUGAUCCAGCCACCUAUGCUCGUGUCAUUGAAAGAUAUGAGGCAAGGGAAGAGGCUCGGAGGAAGUAUUUAAAAGAACAGCAAUUAAAGAAACUGGAGAAGAAAAACAAAAAGCAAAGAGGGGAAAAUGAGUCUAGUGAUGAUGAUGAAUAUGAAGAUGAAGAUGCUCAUGCUCUAAAGGUUGAUGAAGCCAAGGUUGAUGAGAGCAAACAGGCGGACUUUGCCAAGGUUGAAAAGCGUGUUAGAACAACAGGAGGUGGUAGUACAGGAACUGUAAGAAACUUGCGUAUCCGAGAGGACACUGCAAAAUACCUUCUGAAUCUUGAUGUCAAUUCUCCUUAUUAUGAUCCAAAAACCCAUUCUAUGCGAGAGGAUCCCCUUCCUGAUGCUGAUCCUAAUGAGAAGUUCUAUGGAGGAGACAACCAGUAUAGAAUGAGUGGACAAGCUUUGGAGUUCAAGCAACUUAACAUUCAUGCCUGGGAAGCAUUUGAGAAAGGCCAGGAUGUCCACAUACAAGCUGCACCUUCCCAAGCUGAAUUACUAUAUAAGAAUUUUAAGAUAAUGAAAGAGAAGUUGAAGUCACAAACAAAAGAUGCCAUAAUACAGAAGUAUGGAAAUGCAGCAGCCCAAGAAGAGCUUCCAAAGGAGCUUCUUUUGGGGCAAACUGAGAGACAAGUCGAAUAUGAUCGCGCUGGCAGAAUUAUAAAAGGCCUGGAGGCAUCCCUUCCAAAAAGCAAGUAUGAAGAGGAUGUGUACAUUAAUAAUCACACAAGCAUAUGGGGUUCAUGGUGGAAUGAUCAUCAAUGGGGAUACAAAUGUUGCAAGCAAACUAUACGGAACAGUUACUGCACUGGCGCAGCAGGAAUUGAGGCUGCUGAGGCAGCAGCGGAUUUAAUGAAGGCAAACAUUGAUCGUAAAGUAGCAUCUGAAGAUACUCCUGCUCCAGCAGAGGAAAAAAGGCUUGCUACUUGGGGAACUGAUGUACCUGAUGAUCUGGUCCUGGACCAGAAAAAACUUGAUGAGGCCCUUAGAAAGGAGGAUGAAAGGAAGAGGGAGGAAAAAGAUGAAAGGAAACGCAAGUAUAAUGUUAGAUGGAAUGAUGAGGUCACUCCUGAAGAGAUGGAGGCAUAUCGCGUGAAAAAGAUUCAUCAUGAUGAUCCCAUGAAAGAUUUUCUGCAUUAGCUGUCUUUUUCUUUCUUUUGUUACUGGGAUAGGACUGUGCAUAUCUUUGGUCCAUGGGUUGGAAGCACCAGCAAGCGCCACCCUAGAAUGUAUAUUGCUUGUAAAGGAUCCUUUUAGAUUGUGGCUUCCCCAACCCCAUUUAGUCUUCAAUUAAGAUAUUUUCUUUGUGAGGUCUAUAAACUCCUGCUUACUAUUUGUCUACAGAUAUUAAGUGAAAGUCCUAAUCUGCAACUAUAUUUUGAGGAAAAGGUAAAAUAUGUACUUGGAUUUCGGUUGAA